GGGAGGAGACGGAUGGGACCCUCCUGCUCAGGGAAGACCUGACCAAUGGGACCCCUACAGCCCCGGGAGACAUGGUCAGUGAGCAGGAAGAGAGUCUGGAGAAAGUGAUUAAAGACACCGAGUGCCUCUUCAAAACCCGGGAGAGGGAAUAUCAGAGAACCAUCGAUCAGAUCGAGUUGGAACUGGCCACUGCCAAAAAGGACAUGAACCGCCACUUACACGAGUACAUGGAGAUGUGCAGCAUGAAGCGAGGCUUGGACGUCCAAAUGGAGACCUGCAGACAGCUCAUGUCCCAAUCCGAAGACAGGGAUACCCUGUCUCCGGUGCCCGGUUUGGGCAGGACUGCGUCCGCAGGGGGCACCAGUGAGACCAGCCGCGACGCCCCCUGCUAGCUGAAGAUCCUGAGGCCUACGGGAGGGAAGAGGGGGAUUCCGCGCCCCCCCCCCCCGUCCCACCCCCACCCCCCCCACGCAACACCCGCCCGCCUCCCCCCCCCCAACCCCCAAUCCAACCACCCUCCUUCUCCCACUCCCCCUCCCCUCCCACUGCGGUCAACGCAGUCUCGCGCGCCCACCUCGCCACCCCCUCCCCCAACCUUGCGCCUUCUGUCCAUGCCCUUACCCCAUCCCCCCAUCCCUGAAGACUGUCUCAAAACCCCACCCCUGAACUCCAAACAAGCCCCCUGCCUUUAAACCCCCCCCACCCUCACCCCACCCAGGGGAGGGUGUGGGGGGGGGGGGGGGGUUGUGGGGGGGGAAGGGCACGUUGGCGUUUCGACAGGUUCCUUCCACCACCGCCCCCCCCUCACCCUUCCCCGUCUCCUUCCCCCACCCCCUCUCUCUUCCCCCCUUCCCCCCCCCCCUCCCCCCACUACCUCCAUCGGGGAGGGGGAUACGGGAGGGGGCGAUGGGUAAGGACGGGGCGCUACCCAUCCCAGCCUGGGAGUUGGGUGGAGGAGGUUUUGGGUGGGGCCAAUUGGAAUCCAGCGCCCAACCACCCCCCCCUACAAACCCCUCCCCUCACUCUCUGCGUCUUGGGGGGUGGGGGUGGGUGGCGAGGGUUUGAGUCGGGGUGGGGGGAGUUGUGGACGGGGGUGGAGGGGAGCGGGGAGAGGGAUUCAAUCUUCCCCUGGUAUCCUCCAGCCCUGGCGGGCACCCACUCAACCCCUCUGCCCUCACACCCACCGCGCCUCCUUACCCCUCCCCUCUUCGUUGUGGGUGGGGGAGGGGAGGGGGGGGCAACAGACCCUUUCACAAGGGGGCUCUUCCUUCACAUCGCCUCCCCCUGGUGGUGUCAAACUCUUGGGGUCAAUAUUAUGACCUCCCUUCUGUAAUCUCUAAGUAUAUCAUUGCAAAUAGCUCUCUGUCUAUAUAUAUAUAUAUAUCUGUAUAUAUUAACCACUAAUAAACAUAUCACGGUACAUGA
Hemiscyllium ocellatum (epaulette shark) is the source of this 1425-nucleotide messenger RNA. Its product is annotated as intermediate filament family orphan 2-like. Lineage: Eukaryota; Metazoa; Chordata; Chondrichthyes; Orectolobiformes; Hemiscylliidae. Bases 72 to 392 code for a protein of 106 amino acids. The record is from RefSeq and is a predicted model, not a curated record. The transcript is spliced from 4 exons.